This is a messenger RNA of Suillus subaureus, 471 nucleotides long. RefSeq lists its product as uncharacterized. Lineage: Eukaryota; Fungi; Basidiomycota; Agaricomycetes; Boletales; Suillaceae. The record is from RefSeq and is a predicted model, not a curated record. The coding region runs from base 146 to 322 and encodes 58 amino acids. The transcript is spliced from 2 exons.
AUUUUUUGUCACUCUCUUCAAAAUUUUUACUUCGCGGUCGUCAGCAAACACCACAGAGGCAAUUGACGGAAUGGGCAGUUAACUCGAAAGCAAAGUUUUCUCUAGUCUCUGAUAUCAUCACUGCACUGCAAGACGUUCUGGCUUUAUGGAACCGUGGCCUCAUGUGAAGUUUAAGGCAUUCCUGACGCGGUCAAAUUGUGUCCUGGAGACCCUGAUUUCAGGCUCUGGGACUGGGACCACAGAUGAGCAGCGAGCGGAAUAUGUCGCCCUUGUCCCUUCCCUUAAAGUAGUGAGCGACUUGAUUACUUGCAUUCACUUCUAGUCAUUACGCAUGUUGGUCAGUGUUUUAGGGUACCACAAUCUCCUUCAUCCUCUCAUGGGCCACUGUCUACCCCACAGUCUGUUUACAACUGAACAAUUCGGUGUCUGCCACCGGCUCCUGGUAAACUAUAAACGCCAUUUGAAAAUAUA